AUGAAGAUAUCAGGAGCAAGGGAGAUAGUGGUCUGGCUGGCAUGGUUCCUGUCCCUCCCAGCCUGGGCGGAGGACACGGCUUCCCCACCAAUCCAGUUCUGCAAACAGGAGGAUACAGUGUCGCUGGAUUUCUGCGUGGCCGUCACGCCAUAUCAGAACGCGACAUCCGCCUCCACAGACCUGUAUGUGACCAUCACACGGACUCGGCCCGAAACCGACGGCUGGCUGGGGGUGGGACUGGGUUCGGAAAUGAACGGCGCUUUGAUGUUCGUUCUCUAUGACGACCCCCAAGAUGGCCUGAGGACGAGCAUUCGCACAGCCACGGGCCAUCACGAGCCAAUCGAGUUAUCCGCUAUGGCUAUGGAGGAAGGCCAACUACUGCCAGACAUCAAGGUCGUCAAAUCUGCCUAUGAUGACCAACCACCCGGCUCAUCCUCUCCACCAGACGCACGGGGAAAGCCCAGAACCGGAACAGCAAAUAUUCUCAUCUACUCGGCGCCUCUCUGGCCCAAGACGUCAAUCGACACGACUUCCGCCUCUCAACCAUGGAUCUGGGCCCACAACCCAACCUCGCCCACCCCGUCCGCAUUGAAGAUGCACUCUCGCGACGAAAACAGCGGCUACGGCUUCUUCUGGACCGACUUUGCCACCGCCCUCUCCAACCCGCCCUCAUCCCGCCCUCCAUUUCCCCGUCCUGACAAAUCCUCGCCAUCUCACCUCACCACCACGACCCCACCCCCCAUCUACCGCCUCGGCGGCCCUUCCAUCCGAAACUGGCUCUUCCACAUCCACGGCGCGCUAGCAUCCCUCUCCUUCUUGGUCCUCUACCCGCUCGGCGCCCUCCUCCUCCGCACCUCCGACAGCAGGGCAUUCAAUUUCCACUGGACGACGCAGGCGUUUGCCUCGGUGCUGCUCUGCCUCGGCGCGGGCCUUGGGUGGACCCUGAGCCGCAGCAUCGAGCUCGCGCAUCAGGGUGUCGGGCUCGCCAUCGUGGCGGGCGUGGCGGGCCAGAUCUUGCUGGGCUGGAGACAUCACGUCGGCUUUCUCAGGACGAAGGGGGGCACGUGGAUGGGGAAAAUGCAUGUUUGGCUGGGUAGGGGCUUGUUGAUGGCCGGGUGGAUGAAUGUUAUGCUCGGGGUGAGCGCGAGAGGGUAUGGCAUGCUGGUGAUGCUGGCGGUGGCGGUGGUCGCUCACGCGGAGAUGGUGUUCAUGUUCAGGGCUUGGGGUUUUGGUAUGAAGGUCCCUGGAUGGGGGCUGGGGAAGAGGCUCGUGAGUCGGUUGUGGCUGGGAAGGCGGGGUGCUGGGAGGGCUGCUGCGGCUGGUGGAGUAGGAGAGGAGGAAGGGUGGGGUUGGGGUUGGGAGAGGAGUACUUUGAACUGGUUGGAGAGGAUGAGGAAGAAGAUGAAAAUGAAGACGAAGAUUAUGAUGAGGAUGGCCGCUUGA
Messenger RNA from Endocarpon pusillum Z07020, 1443 nucleotides. RefSeq lists its product as uncharacterized. Bases 1 to 1443 code for a protein of 480 amino acids. NCBI's taxonomy places the organism in Eukaryota, Fungi, Ascomycota, Eurotiomycetes, Verrucariales, Verrucariaceae. The record is from RefSeq and is a predicted model, not a curated record. The transcript has a single exon.